AGAAAAUUUAUGUUUUGAUAAAUGUCGGCUCGCGGUUGUUUAGCCUAUUCCGCGAAGUUUUAUUUGUUAUCGUGAAAAUAUUUACAGUAUUGUUGCCUUAUCAACAAGUAAGAUAUGUUUAUUAUUGUAUAAAACAAGAUGCCUUACUAUUGUACGGUCCCGCGAUGUACAUCUAUGGCGGGUAAAGCAAAAAAUGUGUCGUUUCACCAGUUUCCUAGAGAUGAAGAACUUGCGAAACUAUGGAACAAAAUACUCAAAAGGGGCAAACCAUACACUAAAUAUUCUAAAGUAUGUAGUUUACAUUUUAAACCAGAGGACUACACGAUGACAAGCGUCGGCAAAAACAAAGGUCAAUGGAGAACAUUAAGGAAAGAUGCCAUACCCUCUCAGAACUUGCCUUCGGACUCACCCAUACCAUAUCAGAGACGGCAGUCUGGAUUUUGGACAGCUAACACUGUUACACCAAAUAUAGUAGAUCCACAACUUCAACAACAAAUGGCACAGGCGAUUUACAUGCAAACCAUGCUUGCCAUGCAAGCGGCCGGAAAAACAGAUGAGCUUAGUCCUAGCAAUAGUGAUGGUUGUGAAGGGUCCCAAACAAGCACCGACGACACUGAUCAAUCGGAAACAAAACCAACAUCCUCUCGAAAUAAUUCGCCUGACUAUCGAACAGAUGCAACAUACAAAUGCCAAGACUGUCUCAAAUGUUUCAAAGAUCCCGAUGUGUUUACUCUACACAAAAGGAGUCACAUAAAAAGAGAAAUAAAUAUAAUAGAAAAAGAAAACAUCUCGUCAACAUUGCAAGCGAAUCCAAUAUUAGCAAAUUUAUUAAAGACAAGAGCCACUGAGAGUUUAGAUCUUGAAAACAAUUUUUAUGCGGCUUUAGCAUUAAAUUUCGAAUAUUUAAGGAAUUUGUCCAUAUUUAAGAGCGAGGACUGUGAUGUAGACUCUAAAUUAGUUAUUGAUGAGACUGUUUGAAAUAUUAUGGUCACAAGGUAAAUUUAAAGGUAAUUUUAACAGUCAAUAGACAUUGUGGUAAGUAUAGUUUCUGAUUAUCAUGGCGGUCUGUUUUGUAUUGAAUUUAAAAAAUAGUUGAUAUAUUGUGUCAAAGAACGUAACUAAGCAAGAUAUUUUUUUUUAGAAUUAAUUAAGAUGUUACAUAUUUAGAACUCCAAUCAUUACUUUUGUUUUAGAUUAAAAACAUUUUUUUUUGCUAUAUAAUCAAUUUUGUAUGGCAUCCUAAGUAGCUCAGUGUUUAUUAAUGUAUUAGUGAGCCUAUUUGUGCAUCUAUGACAAAGCAUAAUAUCUUUGUCUGCCAUUUAUUAUAUACAGAAAUUUUAAUCUUUUCAAAAUGAUUGUGCUUUUUAUGUAUGCAGUACACCUAAUGGACUUAUUUUGAAUUUAUUUUAAUUUUUGCAUAAAACUAGACAUUUGAAUAAUGAAAAUGCCAAAUGAAAUACUUUCCCUUUUGUCCAUAGAAGAAUGGGUGUAAUCUAAAGGAAAAAACAAAUUAAUAGUUUAUUUACUGAGUCUACAAUAUCUUACUAUAUUUGACAAUUGCAUAAAUACUCUAGACCAUUGAUUCCCAAAGUGAUCGAGAUGGACCCCCAGGCGUCCACGGGAGACUUACCGGAGUUCUACGUUGGCAUGACCAAAAACUAGGAGUUCACCAUUCGUAAGCGAGGUCUAUGAAAGUUUAUCUGGUUUGAUAGUGUAGAACAAAAAUAUUGGCUUGACUAAACCUAUCAAUAUAGGCAGAUAAUAUUGAUAGGGGUCAUAAGGCACAGUACCCUAAUAUAACUGUCCAGUCGGCCCCCAUAAAGUAAGCCCUGUAAGCUGGGUGGCGGUGGUAUUUCUCCGCGAAACAAAAAAAAAGUUCCACUGGAUUCAGCAACCAGUUUAUGACGAAAAAAGUUUGGGAACCUCUGUUGUAGACCAAUAUAGUGUGAUAUAUUUGUUUUUUUUUUUUAUAUAUUUCCAUCUUUUUUAUAAAUCCAUUUUACCUUAUUCAUCCUAUUUUUAUAGUAUCCAUACACACUUUUUUAAUCCAUAUUGAAGUGUUUCCGACAUGCAGACCGCCUGAAAUCUUGAAAUCAAGUUAAAAAAACGUGCUAUUAAUUUAAAAACCUAAUAAUAAACUAUCAUAUUUAAGGAAUAUUUCACCAUGUUCUAGUAUAUGUAGUUAACAUUAACCGGUAUAUAAUAAAACAAUUUUUCAUCUCAUUGAAUUAUUGGCAGCAUACAUAGAGUAUAAAAUAACUAAUUACUAGUCUAAUCCCAUGGUCUGAUAAUAAAUUGUACUUUAAAAAUAAAAAAAAAAUGAGUGUCUGCCGGGUUUGCGUUCUGUGGCGAUAAGCUCAAUUACACGUGACGAAAAUAUGUUUGCCAACCAUAGGUGUACACCUGGGCGAUAUUUACACGCUUGGAGUUAUCUACAAAGUAUGCUGCCCCUAGUCCAACGUGGCAAGAAUUUGUUUUAUGCAGUUUAAUGUACUUGAACAUGGCGAAAAAAAUGUCGUUUCAUUUAAUUUAUCAAAAAAGCUAGCGAGUUCCUUAUAGCCUGACGAGGAAAAUAAAAAAAAUCGCCUUGUAUAAUAUAGAACUAAUUUCUUGUACUGAUA
Molecule: messenger RNA, 2621 nt
Organism: Manduca sexta (tobacco hornworm)
Lineage: Eukaryota; Metazoa; Arthropoda; Insecta; Lepidoptera; Sphingidae
Exons: 4
Coding region: 139-978 (279 amino acids)
Source: RefSeq, a predicted model, not a curated record